AUGCAGUUCAAACUUUCACUUUCAUCCGUUCUCGCCAUCAUCGCUGCUACUGCUGUCGCGGUCAAUGCUGCCCCUGCAGUGAAGGGUAGAAACGUUCUUGACGUUUGGAGUCCAAGGAUUAUCUCACCCGAUGCUACGACCGUUUGGUUAUCUGGUUCUACUGUCAAUGUUACUUGGGAUACUUCCGAUGCUCCUGUGCUCAUUAGCAAUGCGGCUGCUAUCACUUUGAACAAAGAUGAUCGGAUUGCGAGUGAGGGAUUCCUUAAAGAAUUUGGUAGCUUCAGCCUACUUGAUGGGUCCGCGGAAGUUACUGUGCCCGCCACUGUUAAGCCCGGAAAGAAUUAUUCCAUUACUUUGUUUGGCGAUUCUGGCAACAGCAGUCCCCAUUUCCAGAUCACGGCGGCUUGAAAUGAGCUAUCGUAGGC
This is a messenger RNA of Marasmius oreades (fairy-ring Marasmius), 425 nucleotides long. RefSeq lists its product as uncharacterized. NCBI's taxonomy places the organism in Eukaryota, Fungi, Basidiomycota, Agaricomycetes, Agaricales, Marasmiaceae. The record is from RefSeq and is a predicted model, not a curated record. The coding region runs from base 1 to 408 and encodes 135 amino acids. The transcript has 4 exons.